GCGUUGCUCUGGGAGGCGCCGCGGGGCCGGGCGCGGAGCUGCGGGCUCGGGGGUGUGAGCGGCCGGGCAGGGCGCCCCCAGGAUGCUGCGGUUCCUGCGCAGGACCUUUGGCCGGCGGUCGAUGCAGCGCUACGGGCGAGGAGCCGGGCGAGGUGGACUCGGCGGCGAGGGGGACGAGCGGGACGGGGGGCUGCGAGGAGCGGCCGCCGCCGCCGUCGGCUCGGGAGGUUUCCCCUCCUCGCCGCACCCCGGAGGGGUCGUGCACAGCGCCGGAGUGCCCGUCCACAUCCCGGCGGCCGGCGGCAGCAAGCCGGUGCUGCAGUGCCGCGUCCUUCUCCUGGACGGGACCGAAGUCAACGUGGAGCUGCCGAAAAAUGCAAAGGGGCAGGAGUUGUUUGACCAGAUUGUGUAUCAUUUGGACCUUGUAGAAACAGAUUACUUUGGCCUACAAUUCAUGGAUGCUUCCCAAAUUACACACUGGUUGGACCAUUCAAAAUUCAUUAAGAAGCAAAUAAAAAUUGGACCUCCGUACACGUUGCAUUUUCGAAUUAAGUACUACUCGUCAGAACCCAACAACCUUCACGAAGAGUUCACCAGGUACCUGUUUGUAUUACAGCUCCGACAAGACAUUCUUUCAGGGAAACUGAAAUGCCCAUAUGAAACUGCUGUUGAACUAGCAGCUCUGUGUCUCCAAGCUGAGUUGGGAGAGUGUGAGCACCCUGAGCACACACCAGAGCUCGUGUCUGAAUUCAGGUUUGCACCAAACCAGACCGAAGCAAUGGAAUUUGACAUUUUUCAGAAAUGGAAAGAGUGCAGGGGAAAGAGCCCAGCGCAGGCUGAAUUGUGCUACUUGAACAAAGCUAAAUGGCUUGAAAUGUAUGGUGUAGAUAUGCAUGUAGUUAAGGGAAGAGAUGGUUGUGAAUAUGCUCUUGGACUGACACCAACAGGCAUAUUGAUCUUUGAAGGAGCCAACAAAAUAGGCUUAUUCUUUUGGCCUAAAAUCACAAAAAUGGACUUUAAAAAGAGCAAAUUAACACUCGUGGUUGUAGAAGAUGAUGAACAGGGCAGAGAGCAAGAGCACACAUUUGUUUUCCGGUUAGACAGUGCCAAAACGUGCAAACACUUGUGGAAGUGUGCAGUGGAGCACCAUGCCUUCUUCAGAUUGCGAGCCCCAGCAAAUAGUAAAUCUAGUAGAUCCGACUUCAUAAGGCUGGGAUCACGCUUCAGAUUCAGUGGGAGGACAGAAUAUCAAGCAACACAUGGGACAAGAUUACGCAGAACUAGUACAUUUGAAAGAAGGCCCAGCAAGAGAUACCCUUCUCGAAGGCAUUCCACUUAUAAGGCAAACAAUCCUGUGAAAGCAGCACAACUGUGUGCUAAAAAUACUCCUGAAGUCCAUAACUACCAGCCACAGUAUCAUCCUAAUAUUCAUCCUGCUCAGCCCCACUGGCAUCCACACACACCUGUGAAUGUAAGCUAUCCCUUGAACAACAGCGAUCUGCACCCGUUCAACAUUGAGGAGAAUGGUGGCACUCCAUAUACCACAAAAAUGGCUGCAAGGCACCACCACCACCAUCGGCAUCACCACCACCACGCUAAUUACGGUGCCCUUGCUCCCGAGACAAAGGACAUUGUUUCUGCAGUUCCAAAUCCAACCAGCGUCCUUUUAGAACUGAGCUCAGGACUUCCCCUUCUUUAUGAUGAAACUUCUCAUCUGAAGAAAAUUGAAACGGAGAGUGUGAAGGUAGUUGGACCAUGGCCAGCCCUGCACGUCAGCAUGAACAAGGCUGAAGACAAGAAGGUAUCGGAAAAGACUCUUCAUGCCCCUGUGUCACCUUCAUCUGUACCUGACCAUUUGAAGUGCAACAUCCUCAAAGCUCAAGUGGAAGCUGCUUUUAGAGUAGGUGCCCAGGCUGUGAAAGAAGAGACCUCUUUUGUAAAUCCCAGUAAGACCUCCAGUCUGCAGGACCCUAAUGUAAGAAGUCCAGCUCCAGUGAGACCUGAAACUACACCAACAACUGUCCCUACAGAAAAGCAGGAGGUUAAAGCUCCUCGUGUGAGGAAGUUAACGAGGCAGUACAGUUUUGAUGAAGAUGACCUUCCUCCAGCACUGGCAGCAGCAGCAGCAGCAUCAACACCAGUGUCUUCAGCAUCUCCUGUGUCGCAGAAAACGUGUACGCCACAAACAUCGGAAGGACAAACACAGGUUUCGCCCGGUGGCAAGAGUUCCACAGAUGCUGGAAGCACAUUUGCUUUGGAGCCAGGUGACCUCCUGAUGGAUUUCACAGAGGCCACACCAAUGUGACUUUCUUCUAUGAAAACAGCCUCCAUCUGCAGAGAUGCCACUUGAUUUUGUUGGCUGUGCACGCGGUGUAGGCACCUGCCACUGGAUCACCGUUGAUUUCAUUGGUAAAGGCCAAGGGACAAAAGAGGUAACUUUGCAUUAGUUGUCCCAGCAAUGCAACUAAUGCAGCAACUGUUGGAGAGCAACCAUAUCCAGCAGGUACCUUCUGCUUUCUCCCUGCUUCAUUUCUGCAUUUUAAACAAAGACCAAGCAAACACUGCAAUCUUUAGUCCGCAUUUUUGCCAACACACCAAGACUGUGACAUCAUUUUGCCGUGCCACAUUUUCCUCAGGGGAUGGUGACUGGGCUGGACAGUCCAUUCUGUAGUUAUGUUUUGCUUCAGCUUGCUUCACAGCACCAGCGAAAGAGUACUGAAAAUCCUGAAGACUGUGAGAGCAUGGACACUGUCUCAUUUUUGUCACAUCUGAAUUGUUCUUAUUCUGUUUUCCUUCAAAGAAUGUCUUCUCAAAAAUAUUCACGAGGCAAAUUUAUGUUGUAAAAAUUAUCCAGGACACGCAUUUUCUUCCAGUGUGCUGUAGAGACGCUGGACUGAUUUAACAACGCUAUUUCCGUCGUCCCUCAUGCUCUCCCAAUACCUCUGAAAUCCUUUUGCUAGCAACCCAUAAUUACAAUCCUUAGAGUGAAAAUCUAGAGUACUUGAUCCCUAAAGGUAGCAUAAAAAAGAUACUAGCACCAACAAAAUUUGUAGGGCUGCCCUUGCAAAUUGUUACAGCAGUUGACAUGAAGAUUCAGGAUUAUAUCCAGGGCAACUUAACUACUGUGAUUGUAGACCUGCUUGCAAACAGUGUGUAGUUUAUACUGCAGCCACAAACUACUAUGCAUAAAGUAUCUGUGAAAUGCUAAAACUGCAGCAAAGCCAAGCUUUAGCAGAGGCUGAACCUUCUACAUCUUCUACUCCCGUGAACUCCCUUGACAUCUACUUGGGAGACAGAAGCACAGUCAAGGAGCCAUGUAGCCACCUCCAGACAAUGCCCCUCUGUGAGGAAGGAUUGCACAAAGUCCCUCUAAGAGGGAGGAAAAUACCUGACGGAGAGGAAAGUACAAGCAGCUCGUGAGACAUCAAGAAAGCGGUGUAUGCUUUAUGUUGUGUUCCAGGACAGGUAGACUCAGCCUGCUGCAAGGUCCAGAGAAGGGCUGGUGUACAUCAAUGAGCAGAGGAAUGGCAAGUUCACCAUUUGAGGGGGCCCCAAGAGAACUUGUCUCAUCAAAGAUACUGCGGGAUGAACAUGGAACUUUCAAAGUGGAGCUUUUUCAGUUUGCCAGAGGGAAUCGAGCAGUACCUGUGGGGAGGGGGACUCUGUACUGCAGUACAGAGGUCCUGUGGAAACUCACACCAAAUCAGAUGAGUCAAAGACUUGGAUUCACUUAUGUUGGUUCUUAGGAGUCAAUGAAUAUCCUUGGAAAUAUUUCCUUGAACUCCAGUCUCCACUAGUUUUUUUCAAGAUGAGAAAGGGAGGUCCAAAGACCAGAUGGAACUAUGAGGGAGAUUUUCCAGUGUUGUCUCCUCAGAGAGAGUGACAGUAGGCAGGGAGGUUCUGAACAUGUAGUUCAGUUUCUUCCUCCCUGGCUUAGUGGCUUGUGCAGAAACCCAUUCUCUUCAGAAACUUUGCAUUUGGUGCCUCAGGGUGUUUUCAACAGUACAUUUCUGCAGAAGUGCCCUCUUUAAUGUGUGUAAACAAAAUCUCUCUGCUGACACGGGCACCCAGAUAUCAAUUCGAAAACUAGAAAAAAUCCUGCAUCCCAUGAAAAGAAGGUGGCCUAUGAUGCAACAUGUGUGGAAUUUGCACCAAGUAUGUUCAUCGGGACAUAUGGUUCAUCACACAGGUUUUUCCAAGACUAAUUGGUCGAUAGUAUUGCUGAUUUAUGCUUCUUUCCUGUUGCAAGUUUGAUGAGCUGCACUGUUUUGGUCUGAUUUUUGCCCUGUGCAUCCUAGCAGUGAUUAUGCCUACCUGUCAUGCUAGUUAUGAUUCCACACAAGAAGGACAUAAACUGGGGCUGACAUAAUCUGAGUGUUCGAUCAUUUGAGCCUGGAACUGCUCCCACUGAAAAGAAUUUGUUUGUCCAUGUAGGUAUUUUGUGGUGAAAAAUACCAGAAAAUCUUUGGGUUCACAUUUUCUGCCUCAUUAUUCAUUUCAGCCACUGAAAUGGUAUGACAGCAGACAAGAAGUUUUACUGAAAAAUUGCAGAGUCUAGAAUCUUCACACUGCUUUUGGAAACUAAGCCUAAUGGUUAACUGGUAUUUCUAAAGUCAUGUCACAUGUCAGGACUGGCAAAUGCUAGUGUAAUGUCCUCUAGAUGUUUCAGCUGACGUCCUUUUCUAGUUUGAUGAGUAGAAACAAACCUCUGUGCUGUAUAGAUAUGAUGGCAUUCACCUUACACCGUGUACUUUGAAAUAAAGCACAACAGAAUACUCCUGGCUAUAUGUGUAUCCUGAGGGCCUUAUUUAUGACACCACUUUAGGUGUUAACAGCUCUGCCUCUUCUUGCUGCAAUGCAUGGGAAUCCAGCGAAGUGUUUGGCCUAAAGUCUGUCUGCUUCUGGUCAGUACACAGAGUGACAGUGCCUACCCACUGAGAUCACACUUUUUCACCAUAAUGUUACAAAUGCCUCCAGUCAAGGUGCAGGGGAUGAGAGUGAAGCAAAGCAUCAACAGCAGAAAAUAUAACUGGACCUUUGUGGAAGAAAAGAAAGUUGUGCCAAGGCAGUGAAUACACUAUUCCAAAGGCAAGGGAACAUAUCCAAAUUAAGCCCACUUCUCCCAAAAGUAGUAUUUUUUUGCCAGAAUAAGGACAUUUGUAACGUUCCCUUCUGAUAGAAAUACCAAAUUUUACUGAUUUUAUAUCAAUUAACUUGACAGAAAUACUCUUUCUUUAUGUCCCUCCACUUCCAUUUGCUUUUAUGAGAAAGUUACACUUUUUUCUCCUAACUCAUCUAAAAGGUGUUUCAGGAAAGUGCAAUUGUUUUUACAGAGAUUUUAAAUUUCAUCCAGAAGAACUCUUUGCACAAAUGUAAAGAAAAGGGGAAGGUUCUUGUCCAUUUGUCCUUUUUUUUUUCCUUUAGCCUUCUUUAUUCUCCCCCGUAAUCUAAACAAGGAAAAUCAGUGUUGUUAAUUCUUUCUGGUUGUGCCAAAGAUGUCUCCAAAGUAUAUUACCCCAAUAGAGAGCUAAUAAUGCAAAAAGAAUCUUUGAGUACUGCUAGGAAAUUAUCCACAGAGGAAUAAAUUUUUUCUCGUUUUCCCACAAAAUCAAUAUUACUGUUAUACCUGACUGAUUUUCAGAUUUUUCACCCUAAAGCUUACUCAACCAUUGGACUUCUCCUGAGACUAUGCCGAUUCCUUCUUUAUUAUUCUUUUCUUUUUUCUUUUUUUUUUUUUUUAUGACAGUCAACUGUUCUUUUAAGCUUAGUAAAUUCUCAACUUGCCAAGCUAAAUAUUCCAGACAAGGAGCUGCUUGUCCAAAGUAAUUCUGUUGUGGUAAUGCACCCUGACCUUUCAAGCAAGGGGCAUUUCAGGUUAUGCAACAAGCAUGUGAGAUGCUGCUGGAAUGCCAAACUUCUUCACUCCCCUUUCAUGCCAUGCCCCUGCAACCUGACAGUUACUCAUGGGGGCUGCCUUAAAGGUUGUUUUAUGGCUGUGACUUUGGCAGCAAGACUGUUGGCACUCCUGCAGAGAGAGCAAGUGUGCUUGAAAUAAAGUUUUGUACUUAAAAGCCUGUCUGUGCUGUUAAGGAGAGCACAGCUCUAACCUCUUGUUGCUUAUGGUAUUUUUGUAGCCCCUGUGACACCAGUCAGUCCCUUUUGGUCCUGUAGAAGAGCCUGACUGUUCCAGAAAAUGCCCAUCUAAGCAAUGUGGAUGUGCUUGCUGCUCCAUCUGCCAUGACAGGAAUUGUGCCGAGCUGUAAACUUCGAAGAUGUUACUUGUUUUGUUUCAUACCAAAGCAGACAGCAAACCUCACUCUGGUCUAUACGCAAUCCACACACUGGCAGCUACUGUGUUUUACUUCUCUGAGCAGCUAGAGUUCCCCUUCAUGAGACUGAUCUGCCCAUGGAACUGCCCAUCUCCUCUUCCCCCUUCCUUUUCCCUUCGUGUGUGCCAUCCCAGGAAAACCCUGGAAGUUGCUGAAGGUCUCCAGAGGCUGAAGGAACUGCAGCUUUGAAGUAGGUGAUAGAGUUGGCUCUGCCCUUCUUCCUUUCUCAGUUCCCAGGUGGCAUCUUUCAACUGGUGCUGUCACAGCAGGAAGAAGAAAGCACCCUGGGAAAUUUACGGGUCUGCUUCUGCCAUGUGAGUUAGGAGAUAUUUAAAGGUAUGAUAUGUCUUCCUACUAGGGCAGAGAGAGAGGCUGUGAGGGGAAGGCAUAGCAUUUAGGUUCUGCUCAGGGAGUUGUUUUGCUUUCUGAGCUGCUCUGAGAUUUUUGACUUCGUGCAAUAUACUCAACUGCAGUGCAAGGGUAAGGAAGAGACUCACCCAUCUGCUUUCCUUGUGUGCUGGGGUGGGAAUCACAGGGUUUUCUUCCCCCUUGCAAGUGCUGGCAACUGCUACUGCUGGUCAUGGUGAAUGUGCAGGACAGUUAGGUCAAAGUAGGUGAAGUAUAUUCCUGACUGAAAAGACCUUUGAAAUUUCCAAAUCAAGUUUCACAUAAACCAAUUUUUUAAAUGAUGCUUUCCACACUGCUGUCUCCCCAUCCUGCAUAUCCUCUGUCUGAACAAUAUUCUUGAAUAUAUGGGAUUUUUUUCUGCUAUUGUGUGGAUGAGGAUGUACCAGCUUCCUACUCUGAAGAGCCAAGCCAUUAAUAGUUGAGAGCUUCUUGCCGAUGCUGAAGAGGCAACAACAGUGUUGUCUCUCUGCCUUGCCUAUGGAAGCUGGCAGCAACAAUCUUAUCAAGGCCAAAACAAUAAACUCUGUUGUGCUUUUUGAGUAACAGCGGCCUGUUCUCAGUGGCUGACUCCUGUUAUGUGCCUCUGCUCCCAAGUCCCUGUGGACUCUCAAGCAUUCUGCAUAAUUUCUCUUUCCUGCAUUCACUAACUGUGUUUCAUUUCCUUAAUGAGACUAACUGGCAAAAUUAGAGAGAUUUUAGCUGUGGGAUAUCAAACUCAUACUGCACACGAGCAGCCAGCUUCCCAUCCCUGUUUGGCUCAAUGAUUGUGUUUGUAACUGAGUACACUUGUACUUUGUACUGUAACAUCAUAUUAUAAACCCUUCAUAACCUGAGAAUGUCAGCCUGGGCUCAUGGGUAUGUGCUGUCUCUCAGAAGAGUGAGACAUGCUACACCUGUCCAGAUUUGGCUCUGGGUAUAAUGUAACAUAACAAACCAGUGAGGAGCUAUUGUGUCAGUCCAGUGAGUUAGGUUCAACCAGCAAUAAAGCAGACAUAAAUACACUUUGCUAACAAACAUGAAUAUAGGACUGUAAAA
Messenger RNA from Corvus hawaiiensis (hawaiian crow), 7772 nucleotides. It is a transcript of the gene EPB41L4B, whose product is annotated as erythrocyte membrane protein band 4.1 like 4B. The record is from RefSeq and is a predicted model, not a curated record. Lineage: Eukaryota; Metazoa; Chordata; Aves; Passeriformes; Corvidae. The transcript has 23 exons. Bases 83 to 2305 code for a protein of 740 amino acids. Gene Ontology annotation, cellular component: cytoskeleton. Gene Ontology annotation, molecular function: cytoskeletal protein binding.